Messenger RNA from Adelges cooleyi (spruce gall adelgid), 342 nucleotides. RefSeq lists its product as uncharacterized. The transcript has 13 exons. The record is from RefSeq and is a predicted model, not a curated record. Bases 1 to 342 code for a protein of 113 amino acids. NCBI's taxonomy places the organism in Eukaryota, Metazoa, Arthropoda, Insecta, Hemiptera, Adelgidae.
AUGAUUUCUAUUACAGUCAUUGUUGGAAAACCCAUGGAGGGACAUGAUAGUAAUGAAGGCCAAUCGUCUAGUUUAACUAGAAAGACAAUCGCAACAACUGAAUCUGAGACCGUUGUGGAGCGACCGUUAGAGUGCACGACUUGCGGAUUUUUUAACAAGAGAGACCAAAGAUUUUGCGGCAAUUGUCAGGACCCAAUCAAAAUAUAUUGGAAAGUAUCUAAGAAUGAUCCUGAGUGCCAGUUUUGUGAAGCACCUAACAAGAGAGACCAGAAAUUUUGCAGUACAUGUCGUAAGCUAGUCAGCAAUGAGUUUCUGAAAGAUGACAGACGGAAAGGUACAUAA